Messenger RNA from Zootoca vivipara (common lizard), 7085 nucleotides. RefSeq names its product copine 8 (gene CPNE8). Gene Ontology annotation, biological process: cellular response to calcium ion. Gene Ontology annotation, cellular component: plasma membrane. The record is from RefSeq and is a predicted model, not a curated record. Gene Ontology annotation, molecular function: calcium-dependent phospholipid binding. NCBI's taxonomy places the organism in Eukaryota, Metazoa, Chordata, Lepidosauria, Squamata, Lacertidae.
GCCGCUUCGCUCGGCCCCUCCGGUCCCUCCCUCCUUCCCUCUCCGGCUUCUCCGCCCUGCCCUCGCCUCGCCCUGCCCGGGAAAUUCCGUUAGCGCCACCUCCUUCUUCCCCGCCUUUCUUUUCUUCUUUUUUGUUGCCCCAUGUUCGGUCCGGACAAACUCUUGGGGCAGCUGUCCAAGCUGGACAGAUACGGGAACAUGGCGUCCGUGGGGGAUUUUAACCCGCUCAGCGCUAGCGUCCCGGCUACCCGAGUGGAGGUGUCAGUGUCCUGCAGGAACCUUUUGGAUCGAGACACAUUUUCAAAAUCUGAUCCAAUCUGUGUUUUGUAUACCCAAGGUAUGGGAAAUAAGGAAUGGAGAGAGUUUGGGAGAACUGAAGUAAUUGACAAUACUUUGAACCCAGAUUUUGUGAGAAAAUUUAUAUUGGAUUACUUUUUUGAAGAGAGACAGAACCUGCGAUUUGACUUGUAUGAUGUGGAUUCAAAGAGUCCAAAUUUAUCGAAACAUGACUUCUUGGGACAAGUUUUCUGUACGCUUGGAGAGAUUGUUGGAUCACAAGGAAGCAGAUUAGAAAAGUCAAUCAUAUUGAAGCUUCCCUGGUGGAACCUGCUUUCCAAAGCAAAAAUGGCCAUUGGCGGCGCAAGCAGUCUGCAGAAAGGAAUUCCUGGGAAGAAAUGCGGCACAAUAAUAAUGACAGCCGAGGAGCUCAACUGUUGUCGGGAUGCUGUACUGAUGCAGUUUUGUGCUAACAAAUUGGACAAGAAAGAUUUCUUUGGGAAAUCUGAUCCCUUUCUGGUAUUUUUUCGCAGCAAUGAAGAUGGCAGCUUUACAAUCUGCCACAAAACAGAAGUGAUAAAGAAUACAUUAAAUCCAGUGUGGCAGGCAUUCAAGAUAUCUGUCAGAGCACUUUGCAAUGGAGAUUUUGACAGAACAAUUAAGAUUGAAGUAUAUGACUGGGAUAGAGAUGGAAGUCAUGACUUUAUUGGAGAAUUCACAACAAGUUAUAGGGAGCUAUCUAGAGGACAGUCGCAGUUUAAUGUGUAUGAGGUUAUAAACCCAAAGAAAAGGGCAAAAAAGAAAAAAUAUGUUAAUUCAGGAACAGUAACAUUACUUUCCUUCCUAGUGGAAACCGAAGUUUCAUUUCUUGAUUAUAUUAAAGGCGGGACUCAAAUAAAUUUCACUGUGGCUAUUGAUUUCACAGCUUCGAAUGGUAACCCUGCACACCCAACCUCGCUCCAUUAUAUGAACCCAUACCAGCUGAAUGCUUAUGGCAUGGCGCUGAGGGCAGUAGGGGAAAUAAUUCAAGACUACGAUAGUGACAAAAUGUUUCCAGCUUUAGGUUUUGGUGCAAAAUUGCCGCCAGACGGAAGAGUGUCUCACGAGUUUGCCUUGAAUGGAAACCCUCAAAAUCCUUACUGCAGUGGAAUAGAUGGUGUAAUGGAAGCAUACUACAUGAGUCUAAAAUCUGUACAACUUUAUGGACCAACAAACUUUGCUCCUGUUAUUAAUCAUGUAGCAAGAUAUGCUGCCUCAAUAAAAGAUGGCUCCCAGUAUUUUGUUCUUCUCAUUAUUACAGAUGGGGUCAUUUCUGACAUGGCUCAAACAAAGGAGUCUAUUGUGAAUGCUUCAAAGCUUCCAAUGUCAAUAAUAAUAGUAGGAGUUGGCCCAGCUGAAUUUGAUGCUAUGGAAGAAUUGGAUGGUGAUGAAGUAAGGCUCUCCUCAAGAGGAAUGUAUGCAGAAAGAGAUAUUGUACAGUUUGUACCAUUUCGGGAUUACAUUGACAGAAGCGGAAACCACAUUUUAAGUAUGGCCAGACUUGCUAGAGAUGUGUUGGCUGAGAUCCCAGACCAGUUUCUCUCCUAUAUGAGGGUGAGAGGAAUCAAGCCAUCUCCUGCACCUCCUCCAUACACCCCACCUAUUCAUGUAUUGCAGACUCAGAUAUGAGCACUCCGAAUGCUUAAUGCUUUUCACAAACCAUAGAGCACUGUAAAGUGCAGUACAGUGGUGCACUUUAAAGAGCCAGUGAGCUGAAGCGAAGUGUUCUUCUUUGUAUGCAGUAAAGGCUUCUGGUGGCAUUUGGAGCAAAAUAACGUUAACUUCAUAUACCAAAAUGUCCAACUUGGUUGCAUGCGCAACUGAACAGCUUUUAUGUAAGAGGAAGAAAAUGGUGAUGUUUGUUUCUGAGUUUUAUUUUGUUUCUGACAGAAUAAGCUACUAUUGUCGUGUGUAUUUUGGAGAAAGCACAAGUCACGGGUUCAACUUAAAAGUCCUUGUCUUUCCUGACUUAAUAUGUACAUAAGAUGUGAAUGCAAUUCCUCUGUAUCAAUGUUUACAUGUUACUACUUUUCAAACUUAACUACUUUUUAUAAUUAUUCUUAACCUUAAGAAUUUGGGAUAUUGAAUUGUCUUCUAUCUUGCAAUAGUAAAAUCCACAAGAGAAGCAAUAUCUCUUUGAAUGAUUUGUCCAGACAAAAACUAUGGUAAUGCAAAACUGUGAGUAGAAAGUGGGAGGCCAAACAUAUUUGUAGGUCUCAAUAAUGGAAAACACCUCACUCAGGUGCUCAGUAAUGAAUCAUCAGACGGAUUUGAGAAUAAGCUUCCAAGAUGUGAAUACUGUAAGAUUUUUUUUUGCAAGGUAUUCCAGUUUCUGAAAUAACUUGUGUUUACAUUUUUUUAAGAAUGAUUAUGCUGGCAUAAUAAAUUUGAACAACCACACAGUGUUACUCUAGGAAAUGGCAGCAUCAACUUUUGAGUCCUGAAAUUUGACUCUUGCAAUGUAAUCUGUGGAGUAUCUUGCAUAACAGCUGUAGAGCUUUGACAACCUAUUGCUUUCUGCAGGUUAUUUUAUUAUGAGUGACUUGAUGCUCUUAUGCAAAUUGCCAGUUGCUAUGAGGUUUGUCUAGAUGGUCCAUUCAAAGGGAAGCUGGCACAUUUUGAGUUAUCUGUUGCCACAGUCAUACUGCCAUAUAGGGCACACAAGUGGUAAUGAAUUAAAUGUGUUAAAAUUGCACAGCUAUGUUGCUUUGUGCACAACUUUGUAUAUAGAACUACUCAAGUAUUUUAUUAUAUAUGCCUGUUCUUAUCCUAAUUAUCAAAUGUUUUUGCAUGUACAGUUUUUACACACAAAAUAACACAUUUUUGUGAGUAUUUAUGUCAAAACUUUUAAUUAGAACAAAUGGCCUUAAAUCUCACAAAUACCUUGGAAAUGAUUGUGAAUUGCCUUCAGAUACUGGAAGACAUGUUUUACUUUUUUGUCAAAAUUGUAAUUGCCUUGUAAUGUGUAGCUCUCUUAUUUGACACAUAACCUGUUUACUACUUUAUUUACUACUAUAUAUGUUAUACAGACAUGUAUUAAAUUAAGGUGCAUUUUUUAAGCAUGAAAAGUUUUUUCUGGGAAAGUAUAUAUACAUGGCGUCAAUAGUAUAUAAUCCUAUGUAAUACAGAAUCUUCCAUUUUUAAAUAUAUUAAAGAUCCUUAAAAUAUUCUCAUACUGGAAUAUGACUAAUCAGUUUGCCCAAAAUAGCUAAAUGCUCAUCAUCUUGGAAACUAUUACUGCAAAAAUAAGAGAGCAGUUUAGGUAGAACUUGUAAAAGUUUCUAAAAUCUUUGAGAGGUUCACAACUUUUUAGAAUAAGACUAUCAGUGAGAAAGAAAUGUUAAAAGAAAGUGGGAUUGCAUUGAUUACCAAGCAUUGAACAGAACUUUAGUUUCUUGAAUAAGAUACAGAGCUAGGCUAAUACAGCAAGUCAUUUUAAUUUUUGCAAAUUGCUGUUACAAGGGUUUCGGCUUAAGAAUGGACCUCCUGAACGAAUUAAGUUUGUAACUGGAGGUACCACUGUACAACUUUUUAGCAGCCCUACUUUUUGGAAUUAGAAAGUUGAGAAUUCAUCAUGCCCUACUAAGCCAUAUAUGUCUUCACCAGAUAUAAAAUACCUCAGCAAAGCAUCUUGUCUUGCUUAUUCUCCAGAAGGUUCCCAAAGGGGCUCCCCUCAGAUUACAUGUCAUGUAAUUUUAAGUACUCCACUUUCUCAUUUGUGUUUCCAUCAGAAACAAAGAGGCAAUUUUCUAAUGUGUCAGCUGAAAUCUUUUCUCUGGUGUGCUAUAAUCUGAUGUAUGCUAUAGGAUGCAGAAAGCCUGUCACAAACUUCUCAUAUGAUUUAAUAAUUGAUUAUUUCACUUAGUUCCUAUGAAAACUAAAGUCUUGUUAUUUUAAGCUCUAUGUUGCAAAUUCCAUGUCAAAUAAGAUGUCUUCCUCAUCAGCCUGGGAAAGAAUGCUCUUUUACUAUCCAUUUAUAACCAGGCUUAGAAAUGGGCCCGGGCGCAUCAUUUGCAACACUUUGUUCAUGCAAGCCGCUUUCAGCUAAAGAGAGAUUAAAUGUGUCACACCCUGAGAAGCCAAGCUUUGUUAUAGAUUACCAUGAUCACUCUCAAGGAUCAUGAUACUACGGUUGCUCAAGCUCAGGCUUGCAUGGAAAGAAUUUAAAACAACACAUUUGACCCAGCCUAGAGUCGGGAAUCAGCGCAGUGUGGAGCUGUGCAUUUUCAUUGUUACCUAACUGAAUGGAGGUCCGAUGGUGUCUGAAGGGGUUACAGGUGACCAUAAGUCCAAACCGCAUCAGGUAAAAAUACCUGUUCAUGACAACAGAAUCAUCACUGGUUCACCCAACCAUGUCACUGCAGAAGACUCAAUUUAAAGUGUGUGUUGUGACAGAUACAAUGUGAGAUCCGUUAGGCGAAGUCCUUGGGCUACCGUAUUUCCAUCCAGGGUUGGCCCAAGACAUUUUGACAGUUGAGGAGAACCACGAAAUGGUGCCCCUCACCAAGGAAGAAGGAAGGGGUGUGAAAUAUACACCAGGAACAAGGGGGAAGGGAUCGAAUCAACCUUACCUGACAGUGGAACUGGGAAUCAAAGGCCAUUGUGACGGGGAAAGCACUCUAGACAGAUGCCAGGAGACCCCAGAAAGCAGCCCCCACCGCUCCCUCACUAGCGCUGGGAGGAGACCAUCAGGGCCUCCUAUCACCAAGAAGCCACUGUGGAGAAGGCAUCGGGGUGGAGUCCUCAGCAGAUCUGGUCUCCAAGGAGCUGUACAGGGCAGUGGAAGUGAGCAAUGCAUUCCUUGGAGGCCAGAUCUGCUCUUGUGGAUGCUACCACUUGAGGAAGUCACCCUCAUGGGCAGAAAGGCCCUGCUUCUAUCCCAUUGCCUAACAAUCCCAAUUCUGCCUUGAGUUCCUAACAUAUCAGGUAGGAUGUCCCUAUUUUCACCGGAGAAAUGUUUGAGGGGAUGUCUCUUUUCAUCAGAGAAAUGUUGAAGUGUGUGGAACAGGAUGUCCCUAUUUUCAUUGGAGAUAUAUUGCAAGAAGAUCAAACCUAUCCAUUCUGAAGGAAAUGAGCCCUGAGUGCUCACUGGAAGGACAGUUCCUGAAGCUGAGGCUCCAAUACUUUGGCCACCUCAUGAGAAGAGAAGACUCCCUGGAAAAGACCCUGAUGUUGGGAAAAAUUGAGGGCACUAGGAGAAGGGGGACGGCAGAGGAUGAGAUGGUUGGACCCGAGUUUGACCAAACUGUGGGAGGCAGUGGAAGACAUGAGUGCCUGGCGUGCUCUGGUCCAUGGGGUCACGAAGAGUCGGACACGACUAAACGACUAAACAACAACAUAUUGGAGGGUAUGAGCUACAGAAAACUAGUCAACUACUACACAGGAGGCCUGACCAAGGAAAUUGAAUUGUUCCAGAUCAUGGUCACUACAUUCCCCUUGGCCCUCAAGCCAUGCCCUGGGGUUGCCAAGCCAUAUUGUUACUGACCUUGUGGCUUUGGGUGUCAAGGCAGCUGAGGCAUCGACUGUAUUUCCUUCUGCUUCAGCUUUUGGCAUCUCAAGGUUUGCCUGCCCCUAAAUAUUUCUUGUGGCAACAUUUUUCCUAUGAAAAUAGUGAUGUCCUAAACAAGCUACCGUAUUCCAAUUGCCAUUUCCUAGUCUCAGCCGUUACCCUUUAUGGAGUACUUAAAUGAUGAUGAUUGUAAUGAAAGCAUAAUGGUUCUACGCACCAGGAUCCUCAUUAUCUGUGUCUAUUAGGAAUAAUGCAGCAGCAGGAGAAGGAAAAAGCCCACAGUCUGGUUCACAUUAAUCCUGCUCUAAUAACAGGGCCGGUUUCAUUAGGAGUCCCGAAUGCUUGCGGAUAAAAUCCUGAUUCCUUUCCCCACUCCAUCCUGGCACAUCCUGAUGUCACAUUUCAGGCCUGCCACAAUCGACAGACCACAUAGGUCUCAAAUGAAUGAAUGCGCUCCGUCAGUAAGUUUUGCUCUAUUUUGCAGUGACAAUACUGCUCUCAACUGGCCCAGGAUCCUGAGAAGUAAAGCUGUCGAAAGAAAGCCUGGAAGAUUCUUUCUCCGGCAGGCAGUGAACAUUUCCUGUGUAUUUUCUGAAUUAUAUUGAUAUUAAAAGAGAGAAAGUCUCAGAGUUGGGGACCAGUUCUGGGCACAGUUGCACUUCCCCUGAGGUACAUAAUUUAGGAGUGCUCCUAACUCCAUCUCGUAUCACUAGGCUCAGGUGUCCUCGGUAGCGAAGAUUGCCUUUUAUCAACUUGGGUUGGUAUACCAAUUAUACCCUCCUCAUACCCUCCAACAUUCCUCAGAUGAAAAUGGGGACAUUUUUCACUUCCAGCCAACUGACCCUCCUCAACCGCCCACCCCAUUUUUUGGUCAUCGUUCCCUGCGUAGCAUUUCCUAUCAGAAAAAGAUGAGUGUGACCACGACCACACCAAUGGGAUGCAGAACACAUGCCCUCCACUGUCCUGGAAAAAAACACACCUUAAUCCCAAUGUUACUAUAUUUUAUUACAGUAUUUGAUAGAGUUACAGAAAGAAAUGGCAAGAAAAACUGAUGAGUUAUGCAGAACUGGCAAAGUAAACAUACAAACUACGAGAGAAGGGCAAUCGUGACUUUAAGAAAGAACAGGAAUUUUUUACAAACUAUUUUAAAAUACAAUAAAAGGAUCUGGACUCCUUGGCAGGUUUUGAAUAAACACCCACAAUUUAAUAGUAGAACACAUGAUAGAUAAAGCAAUGAUAUGUACAGUUUUAUAACAUGCAG